Messenger RNA from Delphinapterus leucas (beluga whale), 1335 nucleotides. RefSeq names its product solute carrier family 10 member 1 (gene SLC10A1). Gene Ontology annotation, molecular function: bile acid:sodium symporter activity. The record is from RefSeq and is a predicted model, not a curated record. Lineage: Eukaryota; Metazoa; Chordata; Mammalia; Artiodactyla; Monodontidae. Gene Ontology annotation, biological process: bile acid and bile salt transport. Gene Ontology annotation, cellular component: membrane.
CUCUGGGCUUUCUCUCCUUUGGGGCCAAAGCCAGAGAAAGCACAGCCAGUUGCAUAAUCCUUCUAUUUGCUCAGAUCUACGUUUUGUCCUGAAGCUCCCUGCCCUGGGAGGUGAUUGAGGAAGGCACUCAGCAAGGACUGGGCAGGGCAGGGAGUCAGCAGGCGAGCACGGGGCGUGCUGGGUUUUCAGCCUUUUCUCCACCGCUGCUGUCCAGGAGGAUGGAGGCCCUCAAUGAGUCUGCCCAGUUCAACUUCUCCCUGCCGCACAACUUCGGCAAGCGGCCCACCGACUGGGCGCUGAGCGUCAUCCUGGUGAUCAUACUGUUAACCAUCAUGCUCUCGCUGGGCUGCACCAUGGAGUUCAGCAAGAUCAAGGUGCACUUCUGGAAGCCUAAGGGGCUGGCCAUCGCCCUGGUGGCACAGUAUGGCAUCAUGCCCCUCACUGCCUUUGCACUGGGCAAGGUCUUCCAGCUGAACAACGUCGAGGCACUGGCCAUCCUGAUCUGCGGCUGCUCGCCGGGGGGGACCCUCUCCAACGUCUUCACUCUGGCCAUGAAAGGGGACAUGAACCUCAGCAUCGUGAUGACCACCUGCUCUACCUUCUUUGCCCUGGGCAUGAUGCCCCUCCUCCUGUACAUUUACUCCAGGGGCAUCUAUGAUGGGACCCUGAAGGACAAGGUGCCCUAUGGCAACAUCAUGAUAUCACUGAUCCUGAUUCUCAUUCCUUGCACCAUAGGCAUCAUCCUCAAAUCCAAACGGCCACAAUACGUACCUUAUGUCACCAAGGGAGGGAUGAUCCUCCUGCUUUUGUGCAGCGUGGCUGUCGUAGUGCUCUCUGUCCUCAACGUGGGCAAGAGCAUUUUGUUUGUCAUGACACCACACUUGCUGGCCACCUCCUCCCUGAUGCCUUUCAUCGGCUUCCUGCUAGGCUACGUUCUCUCUGCUCUGUUCCGCCUCAACAGACGGUGCAGACGCACUGUCAGCAUGGAGACUGGAUGCCAAAAUAUUCAACUCUGCUCCACCAUCCUCAACGUGACCUUCCCCCCUGAAGUUAUUGGACCACUUUUCUUCUUUCCUCUCCUCUAUAUGAUUUUCCAGCUUGGAGAAGGGCUUCUCCUCAUUGCCAUCUUUCGGUGCUAUGAGAAAAUCAAGCCUUCCAAGCAUGAAACAAAAAUGAUCUACAAAGCUGACACAACUGAAGAAACCAUUCCAACAGCUCUGGGAAAUGGCACCCACAGAGGGGAGGCGUGCCCCCCUUGCACAGCCUAGCCUUCCCCAGUGACCUGGAUUCUGGUCAGAAGGCAAUUCAGAAAGCCAACGUGGCAAACUAUACAGA